CCGUGGAGAUAGUUUCCAGGGAACUAGCCCAGCAACGUGACUGUACGUAUUGCUCCCUGCUGCCUUUAACUUGUCCAUUUCAAAUAAUAUUUUUAUCUAGUGUAUAUUAUAUAUUAGGACGGAAGAUGAGUGACGAGGAAAAGUAUGAUGGGAUGUUGCUUGUCAUGGCACAACAACACGAAGGAGGUGUGCAAGAGUUAGUAAACACGUUUUUCAGUUUCCUCCGGCGUAAAACAGACUUCUUUACGGGUGGAGAACCAGGUGCACCAGAGAAGCUGGUGAAGGAAUCAUUUGCCCACCACAGUGGUCUGGCUCUAAAGGCCCACAGAGAGAAGCUGAAGAGGCAGGAAAAGGAGCAAAGGGAGAAGGCAGAAAGAGCUGCCAAGCUAGCUGAGGAGGAGGAGAAAAAGAAAAGGAAGAAAGCAGAUGAGCCUCAAAUAAAAGAACUUACAGAUGAAGAAGCAGAGAGGCUCCAGUCUGAAAUUGACCAGCAAAAGAAACAAGAGGAGAAGGAGACCUCCAACACAAAUUCAGUAACUCCUCCUGAGAAAGCUGAGAAGGAAAGAAAAGAAAAGGAAGACAAGGAGACUGAUUCAGAUGGAGAAGAAGAUGAGAAAGACAAGGAUAAGAUCAAACCCAACGCAGGAAACGGAGCUGACUUGGAGAAAUAUCGUUGGACACAGAGUCUGUCAGAAGUGGAUCUGGUGGUGCCUUUUGAUGUGAAAUUCCGCUUGAAGGGAAAGGAUGUGGUGGUGGAUAUCCAGCGUCGUCACCUAAAGGUGGGACUGAAGGGUCAUCCUCCUGUCAUUGAUGAACAGCUUUACAACGAGGUCAAGGUGGAGGAAAGUUCCUGGCUCAUUGAGGAUGGCAAGCUGGUCACUGUUCACCUGGAAAAGAUAAACAAAAUGGAGUGGUGGAAUAAGCUUGUGACUACGGAUCCAGAAAUCAACACAAAGAAGAUCUGUCCAGAGAACUCAAAGUUGUCAGAUCUUGACGGGGAGACCCGUGGUAUGGUGGAGAAGAUGAUGUAUGACCAGAGACAGAAAUCAAUGGGUCUACCCACCUCUGAGGAACAGAAGAAACAAGACAUACUCAAAAAGUUCAUGUCGCAGCACCCAGAGAUGGACUUUUCAAAAGCAAAAUUCAGCUGAGAGAUGUCCCUGUCACCCUCCAACGAAUCCACCAACCCCUUUGCGUGCCCAGGAAACCAACAAUGAAUCCUUAUCAUAUCACGCUUCAGGCGCAGAUCUUCUAGCCAAAUUGAAUUCCCUCUUUUUGUCCUUAUCGUCCUUUGUUUUUUUCCCCCUUCCUGUUUGUAGUCCUGAGGAGCUGGCUUUGGGUUAAUGUCAUUCUAGUGACUGGGAUGGUGUCUUGAUUACUGUAAUAACGGUCAACUUCAUUAGGUUGCAUGUGUUACUGUGUUCUGAAUAUUUAAAGAAUUGUUUGAAAGUGUUUUACUUUAAAAAUAACAAACAAUAUAAACCAUAACAAUA
Esox lucius (northern pike) is the source of this 1493-nucleotide messenger RNA. RefSeq names its product nudC nuclear distribution protein (gene nudc). Gene Ontology annotation, cellular component: cytoplasm. Bases 126 to 1151 code for a protein of 341 amino acids. The record is from RefSeq and is a predicted model, not a curated record. NCBI's taxonomy places the organism in Eukaryota, Metazoa, Chordata, Actinopteri, Esociformes, Esocidae. Gene Ontology annotation, biological process: protein folding. The transcript is spliced from 9 exons.